Molecule: messenger RNA, 4939 nt
Organism: Paramuricea clavata
Lineage: Eukaryota; Metazoa; Cnidaria; Anthozoa; Malacalcyonacea; Plexauridae
Source: the annotation of a GenBank genome assembly
GCUCUCGCCUUUGGCCCCAGUUUGUAUAUCAGAUAAAGAUUGGCUGCUCAACAUUGAAUUUUGUUUUAAAUAGAAUGGAGGCACGCCAAUUGAGGCUGUAGAAGCAGCAGUUUGUGUUUUGGAGGACCACGAAGAUAUAAACGCAGGUCGUGGAUCAGUAUUGAACGAUAAUGAUGAAGUGGAAUGCGAAGCAAUGAUUAUGGAUGGACACACGUUAGGCUAUGGUAGAAUUACGCUUUUAGUUUACAUGCUGAUAACUUUAGUUUGUUCAAGUUCUCCACCCCUAAACAAGCCAUGCAGCAACUGUAGGAUUUUAGAUCUACAAACAGCGCGAGAAAAUUCUUUAGACGUGGGAGGUUAUGCUCCCCAGAAAAUUAUCUAUUAUCUAAGGCUAAGAAACACUAUUUUAAUUUCCUGCUCAUAAACAGUGAUACGACUAUAAUUUUACAGUCUAUCUCACAAUUGUAUUCCAAUCCUAAGAAUUACAAAUACACUCCGGGAGAGCGUGACCAGGAGCAUAAUAAAAACGUACUUGUGGUAAUAUUUGUGACGUAAUGCGUCUUUUAUCCUGCGCUUUAAAUUGUUUACAUUUAUUUCGUGACUAGUUAUUCUUGACAAUGCUAUUUCACGAUCUUUGAAAUAAAUCCUGUUAUUUAAAGUUACGCCAUUCAUUCAUUGUAUUUAGCUAAUCCGUUCCCUUUCCUACUUCUCCAUACAACCUAGUCUCAACGACAAAAAGAGCGGCUGCGAGGGUAACUACAUACAACCUAACUUUCUUAAAUCUUUAGGUGCUGUGACCUCUGGGCGUCAUUUUCGUAAUCCUAUUUCAUUCUCCAAAUUUAUCAUGGAAAAAGCAGAUCAUUGUGUCUUUUGUGGAGAUGGAGCUCUGAAAUUUGCUGAGAAGGAAGAGUUUCCAGGUAUCUGUGAUCCCAAAGAACUGAUAACCCAAAACGCGAUUAAUAGAGGGAAUGUUACCUACAAGGAUUACCCAAUGUAUGUACAGCAUCACUGUUCGGGAACACCAGUGAAUGAAACCCAAAUUCCGGAAACCCACGAUACAGUAUCUGCUGUUGCCAUGGAUGCCGAAGGUCAUUUGGCGUGUGCGACAUCAACAGGUACAUGUAAAGGUGCUAUUUUGUGCAUCAUUUUUAAACCUGGUAAACAAGUAUGUUAUAAUAUAUGUAUAUGUCGCCGUUUUCCAGUUCCGGCGCUGUUUCACAAUGCAUUUUGGGAUUUCUGAGGGGGAAAACAUUCUCAAACAUGCCAAAUAUAUAAAUACAAAUACUAUAUGUACGCGACAUCUCAGAGCGAAAUUUAAUCAACUCAGAAACAGCAAUAGAGCUUCAAACGGAAGUACGAAGGAUACUAUAACACGUGAGCAGAAACGAUUAAUUCUUUUAGAUUGCUUUAAACUUCGUCCCAAGACAUUCACACGUGGCUAGAAUUUCUUCCGUUUCCGGCGCAUAUUUAAACAGUCGUCCAGUGAAAAAUGUUGAUCGUUUCUUUCUGCUUACCACCCUUCAUGCUUUUCUAUAGAUGCUAUUUUACGGUUUGGUAUAAACCUUCAAAAUCUUCUGGGCUCUUUUCCAGUAAUCAUUUCAUUACACACAGCCCUAAACUUCGAAUGAGCGUCGUCAUAGUAUUUCUCUCAUUACUGGGUAAUUUGUCGACACCAGGGUCUUAGCCAGCCAGGGCCAGGGCAUUCUUUAACUAAAUAACUACUGUGGCAUUUACCCCAAUAGGCCCUUUGCUUGCCCCAGUAGUGAAGCAUGAUUUUCAGAUGAACUGGGCCCUUUUGAUCAUUAGUAAAAAGGUUAACCUGGUUGAGAAUGCUGUAUCUGCCUGCUUUCUCAUAUCCUCUCACAUUCUCGACAUUAAUUUCCUGUUAUAAAAGUCAGCAAUGCACGGGCAGGGGCGGUUCUAAAAGUGGGUUGUGGGUGUAGAACACCCGCAAUCGUCAAAUAGUCGGCAAAUUAUCUAAUACCAGUUGGAUGAAAAGAAAUACUUAUUAGCGUUUGAAAUUCGUAGGCAAUAUUUCACUCCCACCCGCGCGCCCCCUAGCUAUUCAAAUAGCGCUAGCGCGCGCCGCCCCUGAGCACAGAGUGAUUUUUAUGUACCCGUAUAAACAGUGUGGGGAAAAGGCCCUUAAAUUGAGACCAAGCCCCAGUAGUUGUAAUUUCUUAAAAAAUGCCCUGCUAGGCAGCCCUCCAGCCAUCUUUUGGACGGCUAAUUUUGAUGUAAGACGGCAAAUUGUAAAUUACUGCUCUUGGACGGCCAUUAGUAAAUUUGUUCAUCAGCGAAAGAGUUAUCGUACAUGCACACACGACAGCUUUUAGGCCAUGGUUUUAUCAAUUAACACAACUGGAGUCGAAUGGCGACGAUUAGUCAAUUACUACAUUUUAUCCCUUUACAGUAGUUUUUAGAAUGCAUACUACCUAGUGACAGUGGUAUUGCCGAAAAAUAUGCAACAACCCUGGUCCCAAAGGGUAUUCGUCAGUUACCAUGGACCAAAAUGUCCAAUUUUGACACUCAGUUUUCAGAUCCUGGCUAAAACCCCGGGUCGACACUUGCAGAAAAUGUCGGUCUCAUUUCUUCUUGAGUUGCCAUUUUCUGCACCCAAGAACUGCAGUAUAACAUAAACGUUCGGAGAAUAUUUUAGCUGUUUAGAACAGUUGAUAAACCUACUGCAUGAGGGAAGCCAACGGUUUCUGAAAGGCUAAAGCAACAACAUUGACAACAGCAAUAGCAGAACCAGCAAAUUUCUUUCCUUCAUUCAGGUGGUAUACCAGGAAAAUUAAAAGGUCGUAUCGGUGAUGCCCCGUUAAUUGGUUGCGGAGGUUAUGCAAAUAAAGAAGGAGGAGCAACAACAACUGGACACGGAGAAGCAUUAAUGAAAAUCACUUUGGCAAGAGAAGUUGUUUAUAAUAUGGAAAAUGGACAGAAUGCUCAGGUUUGGUUUUGAAUUCGCAGUAUAAUACAAUACCAUUUCACCGUUGCAAGACAACGAUAAAGAAGACUGUAUAUAUGCAUAUCGCAUGGUACAACUGCAUAUUAAAUAUCCCUUACACAAAUGGGGCAAGAAACAAGCAUCGUACGGUGUGCUAAACGCCUGUUUACAGGCCAUAUUUUUUGUCCAUGCAAGACUGAUAGGUCAAAUAUGCUUAAAAGCAAGUAUUCUAUAAAUUUAGACAUGAGGGUGUUUAAUUUAAAAUGUCAACUAAAUUGAAAAUUCCGGAAAAUGUUUGAAAACUUUAUGCUAGUAUGGGUAGUUUGGGGUCUAAUUCUGGUAUUGUUAUCUCAAAAUUGUUCGCAAAAGUAAGUUUCGAGUGGAGCAGGGCUGUUUUUUGAAACCAUUUUAAAAAUGGCUUGCGCACAAAAACAGGGCCGCCCAGAGGUUGGCAGGGGCCCGGGGCAAAUUUUUUUUAGGGGGCCCUACCUUAAAUAAUUUUUCCGGAAAAUUUUUUUCCGGAUAUUAUUUUGGCGACCCCCCCCCCGUCGCCAAAAAUUUUUCGGUCAGUGUACCAUUUUAGAGGUAAAAAAAUUUUUCGGACGCAAAAUUUUACCGGACGCGUACGUUGCAAACGCUUUCGAGUGACUUUAUCUCAUUUUUUUAGGCCAAAAUUCGGUACUUAGCCCAAGAAAACAGAUAUCUUGUCCUUUGCGCGGAAAUAUUUAACACACAAAAAAGGCGGGGCCCCUACAAAAAUUUUUCAGGGGCCCCCAGCAACUCGGGGCCCGGGGCAAAUUGCCCCCUUUGCCCCCCCCCCCUCUGGGCGGCACUGCACAAAAAUGUCAUUUGAAUUUAUUAUUGGAUGCAAAUUUAGUUAGAUGCAAAUAAAGUACCAGACAAUUUGAUGUUCACUAAGUCAAUCAGUCAUAUGUGUAACUAUUAUGGCAAUGGCAAAAGGUCCAAGUAAUCGAGAUUGCGCGUAGGACUUAAUGUACAUCAAACGAACUGGUAUGAUCGUUCAUAAAAUUAAACAUGCACCCUCCAAAUUUGUACUCUAUGAAUUCAACUGCGUUUUAAACCGCAAGCAAUUACGUUUAAAGUGCAGGUUCUGGAAAACAGCCAUGUGGCUCCAAAAUUUACUUCUUAAGAAUAAUUUUGUAAUAGAGAUGGCAGAAGACCACAAACUACCCAUGCAUACUAAUAUAAAGAUGCCAUAAAUUUUGUUGAAUUUUCAGUUAAGUGGACAUUUUGGAUACGCCGGCCCUGUAGAAUGUGUCAGUCUCGUUUCAUUUCUUGUGCGCGUUUUAUUCUGCACGGUGACUGUUGGGGAAACUUACCUUUCACAUUAAUUGCUUAACAAGUAAAAAGCUUACGUUUUUAUACUGGUUAUGUUUCACUAUGUAGGAAUCUGCAGAGAAAGCCGUGAAGAAAUUGGGGGAUUCCAUUAAAGGCUCUGGCGGUGUAAUUGCGAUUGACAAAAAUGGAAAAUUUGGAAUAGAUUUCAAUACUAAAGUAAUGGUUUGGGCAAGUAUCAAGGACAACACCUUGGAAUUCGGCAUGGAAAAAAAUGAAAGAGGAGAAAACAUCAGUGAAACUGAGCAGCUGUAAUUAAUAGCAUAUGUAGCACUAUGAGCAGGCCAAGGACAGUUGCCAUCAGUAGAUAUACACGAUUUGAUUUAAUUUUAAAUAAUUUUGACAUAAAACUAAGUGUCAUGUAUACGAUUUAAUUAAAACCAUUCAUUUGUGAAUGCAUUAAAAAAUACCUGUUUCAGAUACUUCACUCAUUAGGAGUAAGCAAACAUAAUUAUAUUUCUAGUAAUAGUAAUAGCAAUCGUUAACAUUAUAGUCGAGGUGAAUAUUCACCAAUAUAGUCACUGAGCCUUCAGCGAAUAAUUGUUUUAGUAUAAUGUUUUUAAUUAACGAAAUAAAACAAAAUAUCCAAGUGUCAGAUUACUUCAAAUAUUCAGCAAUAAAACGUUUUUCAACCAG